Clupea harengus (Atlantic herring) is the source of this 1429-nucleotide messenger RNA. Its product is annotated as charged multivesicular body protein 1b-like. Gene Ontology annotation, biological process: vacuolar transport. NCBI's taxonomy places the organism in Eukaryota, Metazoa, Chordata, Actinopteri, Clupeiformes, Clupeidae. The record is from RefSeq and is a predicted model, not a curated record.
UAUCUGUAAGACUUGCUGCUGAAAAUACAUAUAUAGGCGGAGAUAUAAAAGGCUAGGCCUACCACAGGCUUGAAUUAGGAGUGUACAUUGAGAAUCUUUGGGAAAUGACGUCAUCAAACAUUUACUUCAGAACAUGUGAUCAUGACGUAUAAUUUGCUCAGUCCAACACGGAAGUAUUUGCAUGCAAUACACGGCCACUGAGGACCACCAAGAGGACUGAAAACAAAUCGAAGGUCUGUCUGAAAGUCUAGAAACCGCUUCAAAGAAAGUUUCAACAUGCCGAACUUGGAUAAACAUCUGUUCAACCUAAAGUUUGCUGCCAAAGAGCUACAGCGGAGCUCCAAAAAAUGUGACAAAGAUGAGAAAGUCGAAAAGACCAAAGUGAAGAAGGCUAUCCAAAAGGGAAACAUGGAGGUAGCACGCAUCCACGCUGAAAAUGCCAUUCGGCAGAAAAAUCAAUCCGUGAACUUCCUCCGGAUGAGUGCACGUGUCGAUGCGGUAGCAGCAAGAGUUCAGACCGCUCUUACUAUGAACAAGGUAACAAAGGACAUGGCUGGUGUCGUUAAGGGAAUGGAUGCUGUCAUGAAGUCCAUGAAUCUGGAGAAGAUCUCGUCUUUGAUGGAUAAAUUUGAACGCCAGUUUGAGACUUUGGAUGUCCAGACCGCUCAGAUGGAGGACACCAUGAGCAGCACAACCACCCUGACCACCCCGCAGGGUCAAGUGGAUAAUAUGAUGAAGGAGAUGGCAGAUGAAGCAGGACUGGAUCUGAAUAUGGAGCUCCCAGAAGGUCAAAAAGGAUCCCUUGCAGGUGCAAGUGUGGCAUCUACAGAGCAGGAUGAGUUGUCUUCCAGACUUGCCAAGCUACGGGACCAGGUGUAAUAGAACUGCCAUUAAACCUGUUGGAUGUGUGAGCAUCUGUCUGUUUGUCUGAAUGCUUGCUUGCUUGAUUGGCAUUUUUUUUUAUCUAAAAGCAAUGUGGCGAAUGCAAGUGGGAUUGGUGUAUGGGUAAAAUAGUUUGCAAAAGAUUCAGUUCAGGAAUAUUGUAUAUGAGUUAAAGUGUAAUGAAAAAAUUCUCCUUCCUGGUCUUUUUUUUUGUGCCAUACAACACUAAAGCUACGAUUUCUGGUAAAUAGAAAUAUAUUUACUGUUUUUAAAUUAUUAUUAUUUUUUUAUUUUUUUACACUUUCCCCCUGAAGUGGCCAAGUUCAGUCUGUUGGUGAAAAUCUAUAAUAAAGCUGCCUCUCAAAGUUCUAGCUCUGCAUUUUAUAUUGCAGUGUACUGUACAUAUCUAUAAUGUAUAUAUUCAUGUGACUACUCUAUGAUCACGCUCAUUUCUUUAUGCUAGAUACUCAAUGUUGGUGCCUUUUUUUGGAAAAGAAUGGAUGUAUCUCUUGUAUUACUAUGCAAUAAAUAUUUUGUCACUUUUAAA